AUGUUACGCAAAUCGGCACCGGCAUCAUCGAUGCAGAAGACGUACGACGAAUGCUAUCUGAUCUGCUCCACGGCCAUCUACUUUGAAGGGCAGAACAAUGAGCCCGAAGCACUCCGGGCGUGGCGGAAUGCGCUGGACCAGAUCUACUACCACAAUGCCUACAAGCUGCCUUCGUCCUACCAGCCGCGCACCGAGACCGAAAAGGCGCUGCAGGACUCACUGCGGUCUAUGGAACUGCAGUGCAAGGAACGAGUCGACCUGCUGGAAGCUCUCAGGAAGAGCAGGAUAGAGGCUGAGGAGGAAGCAAAGAACCCGGGCGGAGAUACGGCCAAAACGAGCAGGGAAUCACUGGCGUCGCUGUUGAAGACCGCUUCAAACACCGAGAGCACACAGUGGCUGGGAGGCAAUACCGUACCGCAGGCGAGCUACGCUGAUAUACCUCGACCGUCUCCGACACCGGAAAGACGGCCAGCACCACCACCGCGACCUUCGUACACCAGGAAAAGCUCAAGGCCCGAAUCACCGCGGACUUACAGUCUGCAGGACACCUCCUCAACAAACCUCGCGCCCCCUACUUCUAACCGGACUCGCUCUAGGACGCCAAGCCCGGAGAAGGAGAAGAAGCAGGGCGGCAUGCUGAAGACAUUGCGGACAAACGGUCCAAAGGACAAGUCGGCUGCUAAAAUACCAACAACGCUUCGCCCGAGACCUCCCCAGGCAGCAUCAAAAGCCGCGGCGCAAGUAUGGUCAGGACCGCAGCGGCCAAGCUUGGGCGGCCAGGAUGCACGAUCGGCCAGCAGCGUCAGUGUGAACACAACCGCAGCCUCCACGUGGGACCCUUAUACUCGAUCGCUAGUAGAUAAACCAGCGACACAGCCUGACAGGCGGACCUCGGAUAAUGUACUACGACCGCCGAGCCCGGCAGAUUACAUGCCACCACAACGACACAGCAGCGAGUUGGAGAGGCUCAGUCAAUCGAGGACUCACCCACCACCAUACCCCGAGUAUCCCGUCUCUGAUCCGUAUGCCAGGCAGGCCUUCUCUCACAGCGAUGACUCUGUGAACACUGCCAAACCUCCACCAACUCCACCUCCUCCGCCACCGCACAGGACCCAACUGCAGCAGCCCUCAUCACCCAAUGAACAAUCUAAACCGCCGCUUCCAAGUAUAUCGCAACUCGGGCCGAGCUCGAUAUCGUACAUGAAGGAAUUUCCGAACCACCCACCCGCGAAGCCAAGGAAGCCAUCUGCCUUCGCCGAAUCACAAGCAGACCGAAGCUCUGAUUCCGACAACCAGCAGAGGACUGCAUCUCCUAAGACCGUGCAAGCAAAGACGGCACCAGCCGUACCACGAAAGGCUGUGGCUGGCAGAGCAGUGGGCGUCGUGAGCGCCAUCAACGAACGACAGAAGCUAGAUAGUGCUCAGUCUCAGCUCAACAACCGCCUCAAAAUCAACAACGAUGCGCCCAGCAGCCCUGAACCUGCUGUGCGAAAGGCGCCAAAACGGAGAACAGAUAAGCGGCCCGUGACGGAGCGAGCAGUGACACCUCCAUCCAGUGAUGAGUCGCCAGAUCGGCUUGGUGAAGGUGCAGCAUCGCAGACCAACGAGCAACAAGAGUGGGAUGACAAGGUUAAGAGGCUCAUGAAGAACCUGCCCAAGGGUGUGGAUGAAGCCGCGGCAAAACAGAUCUUCAACGAAGUUGUCAUCCAAGGAGAUGAAGUCCACUGGGACGAUGUGGCAGGUCUGGACAUUGCGAAGUCGGCACUCAAAGAGACGGUGGUGUACCCCUUCUUGCGACCAGACUUAUUCAUGGGACUGCGUGAACCGGCGCGAGGCAUGCUCCUGUUUGGUCCUCCCGGAACUGGCAAAACCAUGCUUGCAAGAGCUGUGGCUACUGAGAGCAAGAGCGUCUUCUUCGCCAUCUCCGCCUCGAGCCUCACGAGUAAGUUUCUGGGUGAGAGCGAGAAGCUCGUCCGAGCACUCUUCGCCAUCGCGAAAGCAUUGGCGCCCAGUAUCAUCUUCGUCGACGAAAUCGACUCACUGCUUGGCUCGCGUGGCGGAACGUCCGAGCAUGAGGCCACUCGCCGCAUCAAGACGGAGUUUCUGAUCCAGUGGUCCGAUUUGCAGAAGGCUGCCGCUGGCCGCGAAGCCAAGAAUGGCGAAGGUGACGCCACCCGGGUGCUGGUACUCGCAGCGACCAACCUGCCGUGGGCGAUCGAUGAAGCCGCUCGCCGUCGCUUUGUGCGAAGACAGUACAUCCCAUUGCCGGAAGCGUGGGUGCGGGAGCAACAGCUGAGGACCUUAUUGGCGGCCCAGAAGCACAGCUUGAAUGACAAAGACCUUCAGUGUCUCGUUCAACUGACAGACAAUUACUCUGGCUCUGAUAUCACUGCUCUAGCGAAAGAUGCAGCGAUGGGGCCUUUGCGCAGUUUGGGUGAAAAGCUCUUGCACAUGAAACCAGAGGAUAUCAGGGGUAUUAAGAUGAGCGACUUUGAAGCAAGUCUGGUGAACAUCAGACCCAGUGUGAGUGGCAAGGGCCUCAAGGAGUUCGAGGAUUGGGCGAGGGAAUUUGGAGAGCGAGGAGGGUAG
Messenger RNA from Saxophila tyrrhenica, 2589 nucleotides. RefSeq lists its product as uncharacterized. The transcript has 2 exons. The record is from RefSeq and is a predicted model, not a curated record. Lineage: Eukaryota; Fungi; Ascomycota; Dothideomycetes; Mycosphaerellales; Extremaceae. Bases 1 to 2589 code for a protein of 862 amino acids. Gene Ontology annotation, molecular function: ATP binding; ATP hydrolysis activity.